AUGAAAGCGAUGCACCAGAACUCCACACUGCAAUACAAAUUCAAUAUUUCCGACGAACUCUACAGAAAAGUAGUGGCGCGUACGAACAUUUCGUUAUCGAAUUUGGGACAUGAGGAAUGUUUCGUUUGUGGAACAUUUAGAAUUCACUGUAAAUCAACAGGACGUGAACAGAACAAUAUUUCUGAAGACUGUGAUCUGUGCUUAUCAUCCGAGAAGCAUCGAGAUGGAUAUCGGAAGGCAAGGGAGGAAUAUAAACUAGAUAGUGUUAAAAAAGACGGUUUAUAUGUUUCAGCAGAUCUUCAGAAGGUGAUUAUGCUUCCGAGGUGCGAGAUGUUUAAGGAAAUCAUAUUCAUGCCACGACUCAUUGCAUUCAAUGAAACAUUUGUGCCAUUGGAAACAUCUAAGGAAAUUCCGUACGCUUUUAUUUGGCACGAAGCUACAUCAGGGAGAUCCAAAGACGAUAUUAUUUCUACGUUUUAUAAUUUCUUAGUUGCUGUUGGAGACGUAGAAAGAGUAACCAUUUGGUUGGAUAACUGCGCAGCCCAAAAUGAAAACUAG
Phaedon cochleariae (mustard beetle) is the source of this 558-nucleotide messenger RNA. NCBI's taxonomy places the organism in Eukaryota, Metazoa, Arthropoda, Insecta, Coleoptera, Chrysomelidae. The record is from the annotation of a GenBank genome assembly.